AUGAUGUGCGGCAAUACUUCCCUUCUCUUAUCUAAAGGCUCUAGACCCUCUGAUCCUUACUCUAAUCGAUUGCAUACAUCCCUUUGGGGUACACAUACAAUCAAAGACUUAUCAAGUGCUUGUUCUUUAUCUAUUGAAAAAGCCAUUCAAGUCUAUGGCUCACAACCAGAGCUCCUUAGUCUAAUCUUGUCUAGCAAAGUAGAAGAAGACCGUCGAAAGGCGGAGGAAGCUAAACUACGUCAAAAGGAGAUUGAUUAUAUGCUUCAUCAACAACAAAAAAAGAAAGAUAAACCCACCAAGCCCUUGCCCAUUCUGCCCCAUAUCCCACAGAAAAGGGGAGAUUCAAUUCAGCCUUUGAAAGCCUCGACGCAUUCCACGGAUUCGACAUUACCACCGUUACACAUCAAGUCUUCCUACUCAUCUCCGUGGAAUCAUCGUACCAAUGAAACGACAAGAAAGACAAGCAUUGAUAUGCUUCUCAUAUCCGAGCACGAUCCAGAUCUCAAAUUGCCUGAGCUUUCAAUUCCUUCUUCUCGUUCUUCUACCAACACAGCCACCUCCACAGAAGACAGUAGCCAAUUAGAAUAUAAGCGUCCUCGUUCGUAUUCGGAAGGUUACGAUCCUGCUGCCGGUUCAGCUUCUUCAAACGAGACGAAUACAAAAAGACGCAAACGUGAAAUUCAAGCCAUCACAACCAUCAUCGAGACCAAAGAGUUUCCUUACAGCGAUGAUUACUUGUGGAAGAAUAAUGGCAAUACAGUUCAUAAAAAGACCGGAUUCAAAAGCAUUUAUUACAAGUGCUCCAAUGGUGCAAAGGGAUGUCCUGUAAACAAAACUGUCACUUUUAAAGAUAAUGGAGAAUACUUGAUUAAAUAUAGAGGAGAGCAUUUGGCAGAGUGCCAUAGAAUUAAGCGCAUUACAGACCUUUAGAUUCCCUCCUCAUGUAUAUAUAUAUAUAUAUAUUUAUGUAUUAUACCCUUUUCUCCUUUAUAUAUUUCCUAGUUACCUUAACAGGUAGUCAUCACCACUUUUUUUUAAAAUGUAAAUAAAUAUUGUAACA
Messenger RNA from Rhizopus microsporus ATCC 52813, 1060 nucleotides. RefSeq lists its product as uncharacterized. Gene Ontology annotation, biological process: regulation of DNA-templated transcription. The transcript is spliced from 3 exons. The coding region runs from base 1 to 930 and encodes 309 amino acids. The record is from RefSeq and is a predicted model, not a curated record. Gene Ontology annotation, molecular function: sequence-specific DNA binding; DNA-binding transcription factor activity. NCBI's taxonomy places the organism in Eukaryota, Fungi, Mucoromycota, Mucoromycetes, Mucorales, Rhizopodaceae.